AUGAAUUUGCAGUGUGAUAAUGGCUUAAAAUUGGUAAGACACCUCGACGAUGAUCUUACUCUCGUUCAAAGGACUAUACAACAAGUGAAAUAUUCUCUUCUUCAUGUUGUGUCAUUUGGCUUCAAUAAUAAACUAGAGAAUGCCUAUAGGGCAGGGUUUUGGAAACUAGCUGAGCGGAUGGAUUUCUACAUUACUUUCCAGGGUGUUCAGCAGAACCUUUGGAGGUAUAUAUUAAGACACUUUAUAGUUAAAGAGGAAGCCCUCUCUAAUGUAUCCCCAGAGGAGAUGCAAUGGGAUGAAAAUUUGUUUAAAUCUAAUGUCCCUGUUCUUUCUCUUUAUGGUCCCGUUUAUAUAAACAGGACCAUGUAUCUUUCUUGUCCUGUUGCUCUAGGAUUGGAAACUGGAGGACCACGUGAAAACAGUCAUUUAAGCAGCUAUUACAGGUCAGCAAAGGAGUACAAUGGAAAUCCGGUCCAUAAGUUCAUUUAUCCAAAAUACUACAACUACACGAAUACUGGACUUCCUAAUAUAACAAAAUGUAUACCACCAUCCCCGUAUUCUGCUAUCCCGUUUCCAGUGGUAUUUUUUGAGUGUCGCGAAUAUCAUGCAAUCAUAUACAGAGACCUAUUAGUAGUAUACAGACAAAGAGCAAUACGUCGCGGGCUUGAACCCACCGUUCUGAAUGUUGUGAGGAUAUUUCGUGAGCCACCAUACGAAAUUUUGGUUCAGUUCCUAGAAAAUGGGGAGAUGCAGUAUGUUCCAGUUUAUCACGACGAAGAUGUUACACCUGCCGAAAUUGAAUGCUACCACCAGGUGUUCUUGUGGAAGUUGAGGAAUAUGACGAGGAGCAAGUUGGAUUUCGAGACAUUUGAGGAAUUUAUGGAUUGCUGCAAUUUUGUUAGUGAUAGAGAUGUCUCCUCAAACAACGAGGAUCAAUUCUCGGGGGGAUUGGGUAACGUUUGGCAGGCCCAAACCUCAUUUUUUGUGAUUAUUUUUCUUCUUCUUUAUUUUAACGUUAUAUCAUUAGAGGAUAAUAUUCUAUUGUUUUCCUGA
Messenger RNA from Naumovozyma castellii, 1053 nucleotides. RefSeq lists its product as uncharacterized. NCBI's taxonomy places the organism in Eukaryota, Fungi, Ascomycota, Saccharomycetes, Saccharomycetales, Saccharomycetaceae. The transcript has a single exon. The record is from RefSeq and is a predicted model, not a curated record. The coding region runs from base 1 to 1053 and encodes 350 amino acids.